Molecule: messenger RNA, 282 nt
Organism: Rhizopus microsporus ATCC 52813
Lineage: Eukaryota; Fungi; Mucoromycota; Mucoromycetes; Mucorales; Rhizopodaceae
Exons: 3
Coding region: 1-282 (93 amino acids)
Source: RefSeq, a predicted model, not a curated record
AUGUCUAGACAUAGAGCAAUUCGAAACCUUGACGUCAAUGACGUUCUUGAUGAGGAUGAUUAUGAAAGUUCUUUUGAAGAAGAAGAAGUACAAGACGAAUUCGACGAGUCUCAGCUUACAAACGAAGAUCUUGAUUUGUUGUAUGAAGGAUUAGACUAUAUACAUGAUGCCGUUGGUAAAAAUGACGUGCUGAGCGAUCGUCAGAUCAAAGAAACUCUGUGGUACUAUUAUUUUAAUAAGGAAGAUACACUGGACUGGGCUUUGGGUAUUUAUGACAUUUAA